CAAACGUUACUCCGCCUGUUGAAUCCUGUUGAUCUCUGAGGUGUGAAACAGAAGACAGAGGUCGUCCUGAAGGACUUGCAGAAGCAUUUCCGGGGAGGAUGGUUUGCCAACAUGCAGAGUCUCACUAUGUUCUUCCGGAAAUACCUGACCCCUGAAGAGAGAGCAGAUGUGCUAAUGGUGUCAAUGGAGGCCAUGACCAGUGCCAACAGGAAAGACGCCUUCGCGGCUUCCAAGAUGCUAAAGAUGAUCCUGAAGUACUCUAUGCCAGAAAUUGGGAAGGUGCCAGAAAUCAUCCAGUACAUUUACCACAAUGUGAACAACAUCACCGAAACCACAGCCCAAGGGACCAUAGAGAAGAUCCUUUACCUGCUGGCCCAGACCUACACUGAUGAAGUUAUCUUGACACUAUUUAAGAUGGAGGAUCAGUCACAAAGAGUGGUUCAUAAGCCCUGGGAAAUCCUGGCAUCAUUCCCCAAAGGCUAUGAAGUGAUCAUGGAAUUUCUGAUGCAGAAACUGACUCCAUACCAGAAAUCAAAGGGACAGGAGACCAGCCACGGGAUGGAGAUCUCUCCAUUGAUUGCCACCAGGGCCAUCCAAGAGCUCCUGCUUGAACCAAGUCGGCGGAUGGAGAUUCAUACCUUCUUCUCCUCCCUGUUUAUGGCCUUGCUCUUCCGGAUCUCCUUUCUCGUGCUUGAAGGGGACACGGACAUCCAGGAUGAGCAACAUAUAACCGGAUGGGUGGACCCUGUCAGUUGCAGCAUAGAGGCCCUGAAGACCUUGAUGCUAAGUACCGGGUAUGGAGACCACGUGUCUUAUGUUCAGAAACUUGGGGGCUGGGAGCUGCUCAGCAGUCCCGAAAGACACUAUGAGGGGGUCACUCUGCUGGCCAGGACCAUGGUCAUCAAGAACUGUUGGCACAACAGCCCCAUCUUCAGUUUCAUCAUCAGCAUGCUCCAAGACCUGAACUACACGAAUCACUUAACGGCCUUCGUGUUCAUGACGGAACUGCUCCGGUGCCCAGGGGUGGCGGCCAUAGCAGAUGAAGCCACUCUCCGCAUAUUGGCAAACUGGUUCCAACAUGAGGAGCCCACCACGGUGAAGCUCUUGCUGCGGAUGGUGGUGAUUUUUGCAAAGCACGGGAACAUGGUGCGACAGCUCCGUGUCCUCCAGCCCUAUGUGCUGAACUGCUGCUACUCCCUGGACAGCGACAUCGUCACGGAGACAUUCGCGGCGCUCAAGUGUCUCACGCAGCUCCUCAGCUGGCGGCAGAACGCCUCUUUCUUCGUUCAGCUCUCCUUCACGCUUGGGCCCUUCUUUGAGGAGGAGUCAGAGCACCUGCGCCUGAUGGCCUUUGAGACCUACAGGGCUCUCUUGGCUAAGGUCAAGAGGAGAGUGCUUGUCUUCCCCUUGAAGCACCAGGUUCUCAACUUGAUAGUCCCCCUCGUGCUCCACCUGGAGGAUGUGAAUGUCAGCGUGGCUCAGAUCUGCCGGCCUGCGCUCUGCCACACGGCCGUCAUACUGGGCUGGUCAAGGCUCAAAGUGAUUUUUGCCGAGAAAGAUGUAUGGACUAUCCUCAGAGCCCUGCUGAAGCAGAAGGCAAACAAGGCCCCCUGGUUUCUGAAGCAGUGUGUGGCCUUCUUCAAGAGCCCACAGGCCCCCAUCCGCCAGACAGCAGUACGGUUUGCAGGCCAGAUCAUCCAAACCCUCGACAGGAGAGAAGUUGGUGAUAUCGAGGACGUAUACGCAGCCCUAAGGUCCAUGCAGGAAGACCCCGACCCCAUGGUCAGCUGCCUCGCCACUCAGACCCUUUACAUCCUGGAAGCCAAGGAGAAGCAGCUGGCCAACACCCCUACCUCCUGCUUCUGCAGCCGGAGGCCUUGA
Messenger RNA from Enhydra lutris kenyoni (northern sea otter), 1881 nucleotides. RefSeq names its product maestro heat-like repeat-containing protein family member 7. The coding region runs from base 112 to 1881 and encodes 589 amino acids. NCBI's taxonomy places the organism in Eukaryota, Metazoa, Chordata, Mammalia, Carnivora, Mustelidae. The record is from RefSeq and is a predicted model, not a curated record. The transcript has 15 exons. Gene Ontology annotation, cellular component: cytoplasm.